GCCAUUAGGCCGCACCACCGCAUCACGCAAAAAGGAAACCUGCACGAACCGUCUCGAGCCUCUCCGGCGAAGUUAUAAAUAACCCCGUGGCGGUUAGGGUUAAGGAUUUCUUCCCUUGUCCUCCUACUCGCCGAAGCCCUCGAGGAAUAGCGGGAGGGAGGAGGAGGAGGAGAGCGCGUGGAUCGCCGUGGCUGGACUGGUUGGGUCCUUCGGCGGUUUGCGGCGCGGGAUCUGCCCGCGCGGGAUUGCGCGUGACCGGAGAGGGGCUUUGGUGGGCGGUGGUUCGGUUCGGUUUGGCUGGUUGAUUUGGCGAGGCUGGGGCGUGGGGGCGGGCGAUCGGGCCACUGGAGCUGCGCCCACUGGCUGCGGGCCAUGGCCGGGAUCGACGCAGGUGAGGGGGCGGCCGCGCCGCCGCCGGAGAUGUCGCCGCAGCAGCGUAUCGAGCAGAAGCUCAUUCUCUAUGGAGUACCCGAAGAACAGCUGCAAGAACACCAAGAAGGCUUACUCCUUUACAUGGAGGAGCACAAGGAGCAGAUACCUGAUGUCGCGAGGGUCAUCUUGUCAGCAGGUACUGAUGUGUUGGAGAUCCAGAGGGCCUCAAAGAAGGACACGAACAGCAGCAGCAGUGGCGAUGCAUACAGUGAGAGUUUGUCUUGGUUGCAGUGGUUGAUGUUCAACAAUGAGCCAGAAGCGAUUCUUGAUGACCUAGAGCAUUGCUCUGCGGGUGAGCGUGCAGUCUGUGGGGCUGUCUGGGGACAUAAUGACCUUGCUUAUCGCUGCCGGACUUGUGAGAAUGACCCCACAUGUGCGAUUUGUGUCCCGUGCUUCCAGAAUGGUAAUCACAAGGAUCAUGAUUACUCCAUCAUGUAUACAGGGGGUGGAUGUUGUGACUGUGGGGAUGCUACUGCCUGGAAGCGUGAAGGGUUCUGCUCAAAGCACAAGGGAGCUGAGCAGAUUAAGCCUCUUCCAGAGGAGCUUGCGAGUUCUGUAGGACCUGUGCUAAAUGUGCUCUUGCAUUUCUGGAAGGAGAGGAUAUGCCUGGUGGAACCACCCCGCACAAAGGGUGACGGUGGUAGCACUUGCAAGAGGAUUGCUGAAGAGUUGACAGCUUCUGUUGCUAACAUGCUUCUUGAGUUCUGCACAUGCAGUGAAAGCCUUCUUAGUUUCGUGUCCCUAAGGAUCCGUGAGUGCUCGGAUUUGUUGGAUGCAUUAAUUAGAGCAGAAAGGUUACUUGACAAGAAGGUUGUGAAAAAAUUGCAUGAGUUGCUAUUGAAGCUUAUCAGUGACCCAGCUUUUAAGUAUGAGUUUGCCAAGGUUUUCAUAUGCUACUACCCUGUUACAUUUGGCGAAGUUAUUAAAGGGUGCAAUGAUUCGCUACUGGAGGAGUAUCCACUGAUGCCAUCUUUUUCUGUGCAAAUAUUCACUGUGCCUACGCUGACUCCAAGGCUUGUGCGUGAGGUUAAUUUGUUGGGUGUUCUUCUUGGAUGCUUGACAGAUCUGUUUCUUUCUUGCAUUGGCGAGGAUGGUCGUUUACAGACAAACAAAUGGGGGAAUUUAUUUGAUGCUUCUAUUCGAUUAUUAGAUGAUACACGCUAUGUCCUGAGUCAUGAGGAGGUUUCUAAGUAUGUUGCUUAUGAGAGGCCUGAUCUAACAAGGUCAUGGAUUAAACUCUUAUCACUUGUGCAAGGAAUGGAUCCUCAGAAGAGAGUGACAAGCAUUCAUGCUGAAGACGAGAAUGAGCAUCUAUCUGCACCUUUCGUGCUGGGGCACUAUCUUGGCAUUGUUCAGAAUCUUCUGAUGAGGGGAUCAUUUUCUCCUCCUGAUCAACAUGAAUCAACUGAUGUUACUGUUUGCUCCACUGCGAUAAAAGGCAUGGAAAGUGCUGAGAAUCAGCGGCAUGCAAAAGUCGGAAGGGUCUCCCAAGAGAGCUCAGUAUCCAAUUUAAGCAGCAGGGACAGUUCUUUGAGUUGUGGAUUGCCAUCACCUGCUUCCUGGUUGAUUCUUCAAUGCCUGAAAGCUAUUGAAAGUUGGUUGGAACCUGACAUAGCUCUGAGGAGCAAGCUGUCCUCCCUUGAUGCUAGCAGCAGCGAUCGCAAUUUUAUGGUUUUGUUUGAAGAGCCUUUGACUUCUGAUAAGGGAAGCCCAAAUGCAAAGAUUGGUGUGGCGGGCGUCAAGAUAACUGAAGGAUCACAAUCAAAUGGUAUUGCGGAUUAUCAUGAGAUAUUUAGUUCUCCUAUGCAAGAGCGUGGCAACAUGAUGCAGGUUGACCAAGAAGGGAUGCCUCAGGCUAGUAACAGGACGGGUAAAGGAAAGAUGCAUGACAGCUGCGACACAGCAGAUAUACAAUUGCACCCUGAGAGUGCCGUUACUUAUACGUUGACUGACGGCAGCCUUUUGUAUGCUCAUCCAGAUUCAAGAAUUGAGGAACUAGGUAUACUCAACACAAGGGAGUGGCCUCAUGUUGUCUUUGACGUCAGUUCACAAGAAACAUCGUUUCAUAUUCCUUUACACCGUAUGCUUUCGUUACUAUUGCGGAAGGCAAUGAAGAAGUGUUUUGGAGAGGACGCCAAGCCAGAGGAACGUCCGAUUGUGCAGUCCAAUGAGUUCUUCUCUCAUGUACUUAGAGGUUGUGAGCCUUAUGGGUUUGCUUCAAUUGUGAUGGAGCAUCCGCUAAGAGUGAGAGUAUUUUGCGCCCAAGUGCGUGCUGGAAUGUGGCGUAAGAACGGUGAUGCAGCUAUACUGAGUGCUGAGUGGUACCGUUCUGUGCAAUGGUUUGAACAAGGUUUGGAGUCGGACCUGUUUCUGCUUCAAUGCUGUGCUGCACUAUCUUCUCCGGAGUUCUUUGUUAGGACCAUUCAAGAGCGAUUUGGUUUGUCCAGUUAUACAUCGUUGCAUCUUGCAGAACAGAAUGAAUAUGAAUCCGUUCUGAUGCAAGAAAUGCUAGCUUUUCUCAUACAAUUAGUUAAAGAACGCCGAUUUUGUGGGCUUUCCACAGCAGACAACUUGAAGAGAGAAUUGGUUUAUAAGUUAGCUAUUGGAGAUGCCACCCGUAGCCAGAUUGUGAAGUCUCUUCCUCGUGAUCUUUCGUCAAGUAACGAACUUCAAAAUGUUCUGGAUUCACUUGCACUUUAUUCUAAUCCAUCUGGCAUGAAGCAGGGUAAGUAUGUACUUCGCAAAACAUGCUGGAAGGAACUGGACUUGUAUCAUCCCCGCUGGAAUUCCAGGGAGUUACAAAUUGCCGAGGAGAGAUAUUACCAUUUCUGCAAAAUUUCGGCUCUUAAUGCUCAACUACCUCAUUGGACUCAUGUUUUUAGCCCCCUGAGAGGUAUUUCUAACAUUGCUACCUCCAAGGCUGUCCUUCAGAUUGUCCGUGCUGUCCUCUUUUAUGCUGUUUACGCUGAUGCAUCAUCGGCAUCACGCGCCCCUGAUAAUGUUCUUGUGACGGGUUUGCAUCUGCUUUGGUUGGCACUUGAUAUAUGUGAAUCAGAAAUUCAAAUAUAUGCCAAUCAGUAUGGCAUGGACAUAGUGCAGCAUGAUGAUGAAUCAUGGGUUGUCCUGUCAUCAUAUAAGGAAAAGGCUUUUCCCAUCUUGACUUACUCUACUGAACUAGUUGCCUCAGAGUCUGACAAAGUAAAGACAGAAAGCAUGUUAACCUUGCUUGUUUCAUUAAUGCACAAAUACAAAGAAGAGAAUGAUGCCACCUUUUCUGGAUCCAAGUACUGUAAUAUUCCAUCUCUAAUUGAGAGCUUGUUAAAGAAAUUUGCCAAAUUAAGUAAGGGGUGCAUGCUUACAUUAAGACAAAUGGCGCCACAUAUAGUCCCAUCUACUCCAGAUCAGACCAGUACCAAAGGAAGCCUAGGAUCUUCUUCAGAUUCCAUGGAAAAGAAAGCAAAAGCCCGCCAACGCCAAGCUGCAAUUAUGGCGAAAAUGAGAGCAGAGCAGUCCAAAUUUGCUGAAAGUAUGAAGUCGUCAGGAAAUGGGGGCCAUGAUGUUCCAAUGUCAGAGCCAGAUGUGUCCAGUUCGAGUGGUGUUGUGUCUGAGGAGUCACUUCCAGUUUGCUCUCUGUGCCGGGACUCGGAUUCCAAAAGCUCUCUGUGCUAUCUGAUUCUUCUUCAGAAAUCUCGGCUUGCAACUUUUGUUGAGAUGGGUAAUCCAUCCUGGGAAUAUCCAACUCAAGCAAACAAGACAUUGGGAUCAGUCAAAAGGGAUGAUUCACCAGAUUCCUUGGUCUCUGGUUCUUCUACUUCAGAGGAACUUGUCCAUGAUACAACAGUAGAGCCUUCUUUCGAUUUAGACAACAUUGAAGUGGAUGCCUUUCUUGAUUUUUCAAAUGAGCAACAUCCACUGAUUAGAUAUAUAUCAUCUUUCCCAAGUGGACGUUGCAACAGCAAUGCAGAUGAUAUUGUCUCACUUGAGGCAAUUGAGGAUGAUAUUUACAAGUCUAUUGUAAAUGAUAUAGGAUCCAGCAAUGCACACAUUCAAGAUGGUGAGCAAACAUUGUCAUCAUCUACGUCAAAUAUCACAGCCGAUCCAAAGAAAACCAGAAGCCCCAAACGUUCUGUGCUGGGAACAUAUGUUAGUUGUCUUUCGGCAAAACACCGCCAGUCUUCUCUCUAUGAUGUAGCCUCCAAAUCUUCUGCCUCUGUAACUACAAGAAACAGAUUUGGUCCUGUUGAUUGUGACGGCAUCCACAUAUCUUCUUGUGGACAUGCUGUACAUCAGGAAUGCCAUGAUCGAUAUUUGUUCUCCUUGAAACAAAGAUAUAUCAGGAGACUUGGUUUUGAAGGUGGUCAUAUUGUUGAUCCCGAUCUGGGAGAGUUGCUUUGUCCAGUGUGUCGCAGAUUUGCAAAUUCCAUUCUUCCAGCAUCACCUGAUUUCUCUAGUGAAACAUUAAUGAAGGUGACACCAUUUGUUCAAACCAUGUCACCUGAAGCUGUUACAACUACAUCAGAUGUGAAUAUAAGUAACUUACAGUUUCCACGUGCGCUGUCAGUUCUUGAAAGUGCUGGAAAAAUUGUUGGACAAAGCAAGUUUUUAAAAGCUUUAUCUGGGAAGAUUAACGACACUGCUGAGCCAGCCCUAGAUCCUUCUCUUCGAAGACUGGCUAUGCUUUACUAUCCUCGCAGCCAUAGCAGUUUUUCAGCAUCUGAAAGGCUAAACCCAUCCCUGUUUCUCUGGGAUACACUUAGGUACUCUGUGGUAUCUACAGAAAUAGCUUCUCGUGGUAGGAUGUCAAGUCACUCUGUUGGAACAAAGUCCUGCUUAGAAUCUUUGCGUGUCGAACUUAAUUCAUCAAGUGGAUUCAUAUUGUCCCUAUUGUUCCAUGUUGCUCACUCUGCACGAAAUUUGAGUCGCCUUGAAGUUCUUCUGAGGUUUGAAGGCAUCCAACUAUUAGCAGGGUCUAUUUGCUCUUGCAUUUCAGGUUAUAAAGAUGUUCUGAAUGCUACUAAGCGAAAAGGCACUUUGCCGCCUAUGGUUGAUCCGGCCAGUGAGGGGGGCCUCUUCCCUGAUAUCCAAUUUUGGAAGCAAUGUGCUGAUCCAGUCCUUGCUCAAGAUCCAUUUUCAUCAUUGAUGUCAACACUUUUCUGUCUACCUGUUCAAGUUCUAUCAUCCACUGAAUUCUUCAUCCCUUUUGUCCAUCUAUUCUAUAUUGUUUGUGUCAUUCAGGCCCUGAUAACGUGCUACGGAGAAGAAACUUUUGACCGAUCAAGCUUUAAUGACUGCCUUCUUAACGAUAUUUGCAAGACAAUGUCUGGAUGUGAUAUUGCCAGAGAAUAUUUUGUAUCCAAAUAUAUCAACCCCUCUUGUCAUCCAAAAGAUAUGGUCCGUAGAUUGACAUAUCCUUAUCUUAGGAGGUGUGCGUUACUUUGGGAGCUGUUAAGAUCGUCUUCCGCAGUACCCUUAUAUGACAGUUCCAAUAUUUGGGAAGGAUCACAUCUUUACUUGAGUAAUAGCACAGCAGAUGGCAGUUCUUCACUAACAAUGGAGCUGGAUGGAAUAAGAGAAUUGGAACACCUGUUUCAGAUUCAGUCGCUGGACCUGAUUCUCCAAGAUGAAUCCGUACAUAUGCUCGCCUUAAAAUGGUCUCAACAUUUUUGUGAAGAUUACAGCUCCCGUAAAUAUAGAGGCGUUCUCUUUUCUACCCCUGCAGUUCCAUUUAGGCUGAUGCAAUUACCACCUGUCUACCAAAUUCUCCUAGAAAGAUAUGUGAAGAUGCAAUGCCCUGAUUGUGGCUCGGUGCCUGAUGAACCAGCAUUGUGUUUGCUUUGUGGCAAACUAUGUUCACCUAGUUGGAAGCCAUGCUGCAGGACUGGUAAAUGUCUGAAUCAUGCAUCACAAUGCGGUGCUGGUGUUGGCAUAUUUCUUUUAGUGAGGAAAACAACAAUCCUGUUGCAGCGUUCUGCUCGUCUUGCCUUUUGGCCGUCUCCCUACCUUGACACUUUCGGGGAGGAGGAUCAUGAAAUGCAGAGAGGAAAGCCUUUAUAUCUAAGUCCAGAAAGAUAUGCAGCCCUGACAUAUCUGGUGGCGUCUCACAGCCUUGACCGAACUUCUGAAGUCCUUAGGCAAACAACUAUCAGCUUUUAUGGAUCUGAUUAAGUGCAAUUUCCAAGGAACAACAUCGAAAGAUGGGUCUUGUUAUAUACUUGCACGUGAGCAUACUAUUGGGAAACAUUUUCGCUAAGAAAGGCAAAGGGGCUGAAGGUUGUCUGGUCUACAGGGCUCACAGCCUCAACCUGGUAACCAGCCAUAAAUUGGCUUGUUUUGUCUUGUCUAGUUAUCCAGAUUUGUUGCAAUUGACUUGACCAUUACUCCAGAGUGGUUAUAUCGUAUGGAAUAGUACUGCCCAUUUUCUGGCAUGCUGUGUCUGGUACUGCAAUCGAUUCUCUCCACCAUGUCCUACAAGACUGGUACUCCUGAAAAGGUGCAAAGAAUGAGACAAGAGGAUAGAUGAAUUGAUAUAGUUGAAUAGUUUGCAAGAAUUCUUAUUGACCAAAGAGCAUUCUUUUGUGAAUCUGAUAUCAUGCUUCCUCUUGUGUAUCUAUGAGUUCAUUGUCACCACCUGUCUGCAUGGCACAAAUUUCACAUUGUAGUGUGAUACUCGGUUUAUUGCUGA
Molecule: messenger RNA, 7114 nt
Organism: Phragmites australis (common reed)
Lineage: Eukaryota; Viridiplantae; Streptophyta; Magnoliopsida; Poales; Poaceae
Product: E3 ubiquitin-protein ligase PRT6-like
Exons: 18
Coding region: 373-6597 (2074 amino acids)
Biological process (GO): protein ubiquitination; ubiquitin-dependent protein catabolic process via the N-end rule pathway
Cellular component (GO): ubiquitin ligase complex; cytoplasm
Molecular function (GO): ubiquitin protein ligase activity; zinc ion binding
Source: RefSeq, a predicted model, not a curated record